CAGCCGGCAGCAGAGCAACCUGCAGAGCAACCCCAUGCAGAGCCGCAUGGCACAGAGCAGCUUGACGAAGGAGAGCAUGAGCCUUACACACAUUACAUGCGGCAGCCUGAAGAGCAGCCUGACGAGGAGGAGCCAGCAGAGGGCGAGGUGGCUCCUGCUCCAGAGUCGCCUGAUUUCGAGGGAGCCCCGGCUACGGACACCCAGGAGCCCGAGACGGUCGAGGCCUCACCCAGACAUGAUGCCUCCAGUCGAGCAGUGGAG
Messenger RNA from Symbiodinium pilosum, 261 nucleotides. The record is from the annotation of a GenBank genome assembly. Lineage: Eukaryota; Dinophyceae; Suessiales; Symbiodiniaceae.